AUGGGUUCCGGACAAUCUACGAAUUCAGACACGCCAUACAUACACUCCGAAGACGAGCAUCUCUCAAUUUUUGGAUUGGGGAAAGAGCGGAGGAUAUCAGGGGAUCUGAUCGAUCCGCAACCAUUCUACAAAGAGCUUGGGAAUCCAUCAUCCAUCAUACAUAGCGAGAGGCGCCCUGUCCAGCACCUUCUCCGGCAACAAGACUAUACAAAUGAUCAAGCUGCGCGAGCAUUUCCGAUUUCCGACCUCUGCCUAGCUGUUGCUCCAAAUGCCAACGUACAUUCUGCCGGUUAUCCAAUGUCUAGUCAGCCGCCUGCCCUUCAUGGCUUAAACACCAACGCCAAUCAUCCAUAUUUUCCCUGGCGUGGCUCAGCGAUUGAUGACCGAAGUUCCACAUCUGCCAAUAAUUCCUCAUACGCCAACCAGCCUACCUCCAACCCGCUGGGUACCCAGCAUGGCUAUCACCAAACCUCAAAUGCACAUUCCUGUGAGCUAUACGAUGGGACGAGGCAGCUUGCCAACGUACCUGCCAGCCGCUUAUGCGACAGCGCGCCACAAAACUUUAACACCAGUAUCGAGCACACAAAUUCUGCAAACUUGGUGUCUCACAUCGAAAAGAAUGGUGGUGGUGUUGGCUCCGCCAGUCAUUUCACGACGCUGUCAACAUGGCCUUCGCUGAACAAUGCUACGAUACCGAAUGCCCAAAAGCAAAAUGUGGAGAUUGGUGGUGGGAACACAAGCCGAUCCUAUGGUGUCCCGCACAAUCGAGCUAUGAAUGUGCCAAAUACUGGCAUGUUGCGAUCCAGCGCCCCGUCGAGCGCGACAAGUAAUCAGCAAUUGAGACCGUCGAAUGCCUUUGUUAUAUACAGUCAGCAACUUGCUCUUUUGGAAAAUCCCGACUCCCCUCUUUGGGCAUCGCGUCUUCGACACUCACUUAUAGAUAAACGGCUAAAGAAGCAAUUCUGUGAAGUAGACAAGCUAAUAGGGGACUCUAGGAAAAAAUUCAGAAAGCUGAGAGUCAUUUUCGAUGAAAAGAUGCGCCAGAGCGAUGAGUGGUACAAACGUGAGCAGAAAUGUGAGGAGCAAAUCAAACGGCUUGCCCAGGAAAACGAUGAGCUACUCGAUCUUCUCUUGGACAUUAAUAACUCGGCUCAAAUUCCUGCUGAUAAACGUUUUGACCUCUCACCGGGACCAUUACUCCCUGCGCUGCCUCCCCUUGUGAGCGAUGAAGCUCUUAGGGAAGCUGCAGAACUCAACACGCCUGCUGGUCAAGCCAUGUACAAAGAUAUACGUGCUAUGGUGGAAGAAAAAGCAGCCGCAGCUGCCGCAUCACUUGAUGGUGCCAAGCCUCCCAAAUCACUCUGCCAUCUUCUGGCGACUGUUCCUCAUAUGUCAUUGUUACAUCCUAACUUCACGCCUGAAGCUUUUGAAUCCAUAAAGGUUCCGGAAGGUUGUACGCACCCAUUGACGUAUUUAACACCCGACCAGAUGGACGACUAUCUUUUCGAUGUGGACGCUUCACUUGGAAAUGCCUCGGCCCCUCCGGUCCCAACUCCCCAAUCUCAGCCUACUCAGGAGAACCGGGAUCUAGCCCUCCGCAAUCCAAACAGUGUCUACAAUUGGCUUCGAAAAAACGAACCAAAAGUAUUUUUACAAGAUAACGAAGGUUCCGAAAAAUCUUCGGGCAAGCCAGGAGCAUUGCGAGGAGCUGGAAAACGUGCCAGCAUACCAGCACCUUCCAGACCUGACGCUCUUGAGUUCGUCGAAGAGGAUGGAAUUGGCUACGACGGUUCACUUACUGGUGCCUCUGCCAACAAAGGCAAACGAAAGAGAGAUGACGAUGAUGGAGGCACCUACCAUCCUAAGUCUGGAAAGCUUGAUGACACCGGCGCUAAGGUUAGAGUAAAGCGAGCGUACAACAGAAAGAAGCCUAAGAUCGAAAAUGGAGAGGAAAAGGAGAAGGAGAAAGAUAAAGAGACUCCAUCUAAGCCGGAAAAGAAGAAGACUUCUCGGAAACCAAAGGAAAAGCUCUCUAGUCCACCACCAGGUGCACAUCCUUUCGGACCUAUGUAA
This is a messenger RNA of Glarea lozoyensis ATCC 20868, 2073 nucleotides long. RefSeq lists its product as uncharacterized. The coding region runs from base 1 to 2073 and encodes 690 amino acids. The transcript has 2 exons. Gene Ontology annotation, cellular component: nucleus; Ino80 complex. NCBI's taxonomy places the organism in Eukaryota, Fungi, Ascomycota, Leotiomycetes, Helotiales, Helotiaceae. Gene Ontology annotation, biological process: chromatin remodeling. The record is from RefSeq and is a predicted model, not a curated record.